This is a messenger RNA of Epinephelus moara (kelp grouper), 2934 nucleotides long. RefSeq names its product PHD finger protein 23b (gene phf23b). The record is from RefSeq and is a predicted model, not a curated record. The transcript is spliced from 5 exons. The coding region runs from base 521 to 1483 and encodes 320 amino acids. Gene Ontology annotation, biological process: positive regulation of protein ubiquitination; negative regulation of autophagosome assembly; negative regulation of autophagosome maturation. Lineage: Eukaryota; Metazoa; Chordata; Actinopteri; Perciformes; Serranidae.
GACCGUGCGGAAUAAAGUCAAAACUCCAGUCGUUUUGUGUGCCUACAGCGAAGAAACGAAAAAAACUUCAUCGCAGAAGUUCACAUUACGGAUUUACGUUAACGACUACCCGCGUGAAUCUAUGGAUUUUACGGUUUUGCUAUAUUUUAACACCGAGCGUUAUAUAAAUGUAGUGACGAAGAAAACGGAGCUUUAAGUGCAGCACGUUAAGCGACAGAGGAAUUAGUAUUUUGCAGAGCUAAUAACGUUAGUGAAGGGACAGUUCAGAGGCGGUUUGCCCGUGGCACGCUGUUGUAACGGAUCCCCAGGGAGGGAAUAACACAACUUCGACCCACAGUUUGAGUGCUUUUUGAGGAAUAGUCUUUUCGGUGUUGCGCGCCCUUGUCUCGCUGCUGCUAAAGUUCCCCGGCGGUAAGGUGCAGCCACGCCGGGGGAAGGCACAGCGCGACGGCCGCUACUCUCCGGCUAGCUCGCCUGCUGCUUCUGUUCCUUGGAUCGGGGCCUUGUCGGUGAGGCGACAAUGCUUGACAUAAUGUCUGAGCACCAAGAUUCACUGUUAUCGUGCAAAACGGAACCUUUGCCCCCAGAGAGGAAAAAGAGGACAGUUGAGGACUUCAACAAGUUCUGCAGCUUUGUCCUGGCAUAUGCUGGUUACAUCCCCAGUCCUAAAGAGGAAAGUUCAUGGUCUCCAACAUCAUCCAGCUCUGCACACAGUUCAGGGUUAUCAGCAGACGGAGGUGGCGGAGGCAGCAGCUCCACCGGCAACAACUGGGCAGAUGGAAGCUCAGACAUUCACACCAUCCACACAUUUGUCCGUAAGGCUCGAGCAAAUAAGGGCAAGAACAUUCGCCGCAUGCACUCUGACAGCACUCUGCUGGACAAGAUGCGCCUUAAAGACUCCCUGUACGAGAGCCAGGCCAGCACUAAGGCCGAGCGCAAGAAGGACAAAAAACUGAAAAAGCUGUCGCUGGGCUCUGCCAUGACGGCGGCAGAUAGCGGCAGCAGCGAGGGCGAGAAAAGAGCCCGCAUCAAACGCAGCAAAAACUCAAAACAGCCAAAGCCUAAGAAGCUCAAAAGUUCGGCUGCUCAAAGCGAGACAGACUCUGAGGCACGGCAUACGCACACAGAGGUACGACCUGCCAGAGAGGAGCUGUCGGAGCACGGGGGGUCCACCCCUGGCAUGCAGGGCCUGGGGAAGAUGCAGGCAGACGAGUCCAUCAGGGAAGCAGAGAUGAGCUCCAGUGAGGGUGAGACCUGGAUCGCAGAUGAAGACAUCAUGGUGGAGUCAGGGGACGAUUCAUGGGACUUGAUCACCUGUUACUGUGGGAAGCCAUUCGCAGGGCGGCCGAUGAUCGAGUGCAACCAGUGCGGCAUAUGGGUGCACUUGUCGUGCGCGAAGAUCAAGAAGUCCAACGUUCCCGACAUCUUUUACUGCCACAAGUGCAGGGACGUGCGGCGGUCUGGACACAAAAAAGACCUGUAGACACGAAGAGGACGGAAAGGACCGAGGAGCAGCCGCCCUGUUUUACGCUGUCCUCUUGACACUUGUUUUUCUUUGAUGCCUACAGCCAAAACAGCCUAAAUUAUCACCUGGAUGGCAACUGUAUUGUCAGUUUGUAGGAUUUCUUUUUUGACAAUCACAACCAUUCUUAUUUAUCCUCACUGUUUCUUUUCUUCUUUUCUUUGGUUACUGUGAAGAACUGGACAGACGGCAACAGUGACAGCGGAGAACCAUUUAUUUGUUCGUAAAUAAUCCCUUCAUUAAUUGGCUUUAUUGUUGUAUACCGUGCUGGUAGCGUGCACAUAAACUCUCACACUUACUCUCAUAUUCACUUGUAAAUUAUUUCUUAACAAACCAGUAAAACUUUUCUUUAGUGUCUCAAGGAGUAUUUUCAGUUUCCACCCAACUUCAAAUCAAUGCAAGUUUUAAACAUUAACAAAAUUUUAAAGCGGAAGAGAUGGGAAACGUCGCCGCUGUUAUUUGUUUAGAAGUAUGUUAUAAUGCUAGACGGGCAGCUCAUUUUUUAUUUGUGAUUGUAUUCUGGAGAUUUAUUUUUGAGCUUGCGUUUUUGUUUCGGUCGUCAGUGAUAAUCACUGAACUUUAAAAAUGUAGAGAUCUCACUCCUCUAGAAUAAGUGAUCUUUAAACUCCGUUGAAUCUGUCGACAUUUAUUAAUGCUACAUUUCAAAUUGCACACAGACUGUUCUUUCGGCAGUGCACUUUUUUUUUGGGACAUGAUGAGCUGCGGCUGAUUUAAAUCUGUACUUGGCAUGUCGCUGUGUACAUUCAUGAUUAAGCGCUUACUGUUUCUCCCUGUCUGGCUUGGUAAUCAAUUAUAGCCAUUUACCAUGAACAACAUUUACAUUGAAAGCUGUUAAAUUUUGAUGUUUCUGUUUCAUGUGUGGUUUUAGUUUUUUCCAUGUUUUAAAAACUCAUCUGAUACAAGGGCGUUUCGUUGUUGUAUGACGAAUGGUUUGGCAGUGCUUUACAAUAUCAAAAGUGGCUCCGAGGCUCGUUUUAUGAAUGGUUGUAAAAUAUUUGUUUUUCUGUUUUCAUGUUUAUUUCUUAGCUUUCUGAGAAGCGGGAUUAGGGAUGCGCCCGCAUCAGAGAAUGGACAUAAGAUUGUCUCACAUCGAGAACAAAGUUGUAGUGUACAGAAAAUAAGUUGACACCGCGUAGGUUGCGGCGUUUUGUUUAUGUUGUUUGGUUUUACCAUGUGCUUUUUCUUUUUGUUGAUGGGAGAGUCUUGGUAAGUCUCCAGUAGCAGUUGCACUCUCUCUACAACUUCAAUUCUGUGUACAUAUCCUGUUCUUUGACAACUGUACAUAUGUGAAAGUGAAGAGAGAAAAUACCCAAGCAAAAUCUAUAUUUUCUGCAGUCUGAUAUUGUUUUCUUUAAUUGUAGCUUGAAAAAUAAAAGUCUUUGGGAACAUAA